AGCAAAUGAGAGCGAACGGGAAGCAUCUUCCAAGUUGGACUGGUAGCUGCAAAGCAGGAGCAGCAGCCGCAGCAGGAACUUCCCAGAUUCAUUGGGCAAGAUCCAUUUUGGUAUCAUCCAUCAACAGACCUUCCGUUGGCAUCAACAGACCUUCCCCGAUGGAUGACUUUGGGGAAGCAAAUGGCACUUUUGCCAUCAACUUAUUAAAAAUGUUGGGUGAAGAAGACAACUCACAGAAUGUGUUCUUAUCUCCCCUGAGCAUCUCCUCUGCCCUGGCCAUGGUCUUCAUGGGGGCCAAAGGAGACACUGCAGCCCAGAUGUCCCAGGCACUUUGUCUGAACAAGGCUGGUGAUGUCCACCAAGGUUUCCAGGCACUUCUCUCGGAUGUUAACAGAUCUGACACCCAGUACUUGCUCAGAACUGCCAACAGACUCUUUGGAGAAAAGACGUGUGAUUUCCUUCCGGCCUUUAAGGAAUCCUGCCAGAAGUUCUAUCAGGCCGAGCUGGAGGAGCUGUCCUUUGCUCAAGACACCGAGGAAUGCAGAAAGCACAUCAACGACUGGGUGGCAGAAAAGACUGAAGGUAAGAUUUCGGAGAUUUUGGGUGUUGGCACCGUUGAUCCACUGACCAAACUGGUUCUGGUGAAUGCGAUCUACUUCAAAGGCAGGUGGAAGGAGCAGUUCGACAGAAAGCACACAAGGGGGAUGCCUUUCAAAGUCAACCAGGAAAAAAAGACAGUGCAGAUGAUGUUUAAGCAUGAUAAAUUUAAAAUGGGCUGUGUGGAGGAGGUGAAAAGCCAGGUGCUGGAGCUGCCCUAUGUGGGGGAGGAGCUGAGCAUGGUCAUUCUGCUGCCUGAUGAAGACAUUGAUCUUGCAGUGGUGGAAAAGGCACUUACAUAUGAAAAGUUCAGAGCCUGGACGGAUCCAGAAAACAUGAGUGAGAUUAAAGUUCAAGUUUUUCUUCCCCGGUUAAAACUGGAGAAGAGCUAUGACUUGGAGUCUUAUCUUCGAAGUUUAGGAAUGACUGAUGCUUUUGAGGAAGCCAAGGCAGACUUUUCUGGAAUGUCAACUAAGAAGAAUGUGCCCGUGUCCAAGGUUGCACACAAGUGCUUUGUAGAGGUCAAUGAGGAAGGCACAGAGGCGGCUGCGGCCACUGCCGUGGUCAGGAAUUCCCGGUGCAGCAGAAUAGAGCCAAGAUUUUGUGCAGACCACCCAUUCCUUUUCUUCAUCAGGCACCACAAAACCAACAGCAUCUUGUUCUGCGGCAGGUUCUCUUCUCCAUAAAGAGGUGCCAUUGCUUACAGGUGCUCCUUUCCCUUCUGCCAACCUUGCCUUGAUUCAGAUUCUGUAGGACCAAAUUGGUGCAUGUGGUGGUAUGAAUGCCAAAAUAAAGCGUUUGCACCUAGGA
Messenger RNA from Myotis davidii, 1407 nucleotides. Its product is annotated as serpin B8. The record is from RefSeq and is a predicted model, not a curated record. Gene Ontology annotation, cellular component: cytoplasm. The coding region runs from base 6 to 1283 and encodes 425 amino acids. NCBI's taxonomy places the organism in Eukaryota, Metazoa, Chordata, Mammalia, Chiroptera, Vespertilionidae. The transcript is spliced from 7 exons. Gene Ontology annotation, biological process: negative regulation of endopeptidase activity. Gene Ontology annotation, molecular function: serine-type endopeptidase inhibitor activity.